Molecule: messenger RNA, 2939 nt
Organism: Eleginops maclovinus (Patagonian blennie)
Lineage: Eukaryota; Metazoa; Chordata; Actinopteri; Perciformes; Eleginopidae
Gene: angptl2b
Product: angiopoietin-like 2b
Exons: 5
Coding region: 533-2080 (515 amino acids)
Source: RefSeq, a predicted model, not a curated record
UUUCAUCAUUUAAAAGCACCACGGAGGGAGAGGGAGUGGGAGAGAGAGGUGCAGUUGAGAGAGAGCCGUGAGGCAGAAGUGAUGGAUUCAGCCCACAGGAAAGUGACAGUCUUCUCCUAACGGGCCACAGGCAGUACACAACCUGCCCUGGACUCUCACCAUUUAUCAGGAAACUACUUCCACCAGCCAACUAAAGUUGUCUCUUGAAAGUGCUCCAACUUUUUCAAGUGGAUUUUGGAACAAUCUGCUCAAUGUUUGCUGAAGGGUUCCUGGCAAGUUGAGCUAAUGCCGGUGUUUUAAUAAUACACUUUACAACACCACUUCCCUCCACGGCUGGAAUGGACAGAGGUGACGGAGAGUGAGUAACUACACAGGCAGAGUGCAAAAAGGAAGAGAGGAGGACGCAGGUUGCUUUCACACUAGGGAUGACUUUCUACCAGGAGAAACUUCAAUCAACGCUGCCAGGAGGGCAAGGCAACUGAGGGAGCCCCAUCCAUACUCUACAGUUAUCUCGUUUUGGUGAGUUGGACCCAUGGAGCCCCCUUCAAUGGUCCUGCUGGGGCUCCUUCUUGUUUAUGGACUAGCUUGUGGUGCCCAGGAAAUUCAGGGAAGUCCGUCGGACACUAAGAAUGGCGGGGGGAAAACCCAAGAGUUUCAGAGUAGUGAGGAUGAUUUAGAGAGAGAGUUUCUGUAUGCUGGAAGGAGCAAGCGGGCUCCAGUUGAGCUGCCACAGGACAAGUGCUCCUACACUUUCAUUGUACCUCAGCAAAAAGUGACCGGCGCCAUCUGUGUCAACUCCAAGGAGCCGGAGGCCAUGUUGGAGAAUCGAGUCAACAAACAGGAGUUAGAGCUGCUGAAUGUGGAGCUACAGAAACAGAAGAGGCAAAUCGAGACCCUGCAGCAAUUGGUUGAGGUGGACGGAGGUAUUGUCAAUGAGGUAAAGCUUCUUAGGAAGGAGAGCCGAAACAUGAACUCCAGAGUCACUCAGCUGUACAUGCAGCUGCUCCAUGAGAUCAUCAGGAAGAGAGACAAUGCUCUUGAGUUGGCUCAGAUGGAGAACAAGAUCCUGAACCAAACCUCUGAGAUGACACAGCUCACCAGUCGAUACAAAGAUCUUGAGCACAAGUACCAACAUUUGGCUUCUUUGGCCAACAACCAAUCAACUCUUAUUGCCCUGUUGGAGGAGCAGUGCCAGAGUCGCCCUCCCCCUCGUCAUGUGCCCGUCCCCCAGCCCCAGCCACGGCCUCAGCCACCUCAACCAUCACCACCUCUAAACAAGCCUUAUCAGCCACCUGUUGCACCAAGAAGCACCAAACCAAUCAGCAACGAGAUCCAGAGUGACCAAAAAUCUCAACCGGUUCUUCCAACAAUGCCCACUGGCACACACAGCCCGUCCACCACUGACAAGCCCUCUGGGCCCUUUAAGGAUUGUCUGCAGGCUCUAGAAGACGGCCACACAACCAGCGGCAUGUAUCUGGUGAAGCCAGAGAAUGCUAACCGACUUAUGCAGGUGUGGUGUGACCAGAGACAUGAUCCAGGUGGCUGGACUGUGAUCCAGCGGAGGGUGGACGGCUCUGUCAACUUUUUCAGGAACUGGGAGACAUACAAGCAAGGCUUUGGCAAUAUUGAUGGCGAGUACUGGCUGGGUCUGGAGAACAUAUACUGGCUGACUAACCAGGCAAACUACAAACUGCUGGUCACGCUGGAGGACUGGUCUGGCAGGAAGACUUUUGCAGAGUACGCCAGCUUCAGAGUGGAGCCUGAGGCCGACUUCUACAAGCUCAGGGUGGGCCGUUAUCAUGGCAACGCUGGAGAUUCCCUCACUUGGCAUAAUGGCAAACAGUUCACAACACUGGACAGAGACCAUGAUGCAUACACAGGCAAUUGCGCCCACUACCAAAAGGGAGGCUGGUGGUACAACUCUUGUGCCCAUUCAAACUUGAAUGGAGUUUGGUACAGAGGGGGACACUACCGGAGCCGCUACCAAGAUGGAGUCUAUUGGGCAGAGUUCAGAGGAGGAGCCUAUUCACUAAAGAAAGUGGUCAUGAUGAUCCGUCCAAACGCAAACACCUUCCACUAAGCAUUCAAUGAGCACACAAACUGUACUGUAUCUUUCAUUAAACUAAAACGUUAAAUCUUUUUUGUGUAAAGGAGUGGCAGCACACCACACUACAUAGAAACAGACGAUGUUGAAAGUGCAAUAUCAAAGCAUCAGGAUGAUGUCAAAUUUGUGCACACGUGGUGCAAUGUUAUUCCGUCUGUAGUAUUCCCUUUUAAGACGCAAUUGUCGCUCAGGAGAUGUCUUUGAUUUUAGAAAAACUGUGACAAAACAUCACAAACCUAAAUUGACAUGGAAACAUUACAAUAAUUCAGUUUUAAAGCCUUGAGAUAGGAACCCUACGUUAUAUGUUAAAUAUGUAUACUAAAAGUUGUUUUUUGCAGUAAAGAGCAAAUGAGGUUGACACAGGAAAUGUAUCCAGUGACUUUAAUUUCCUUCUAAAUGCAUUUUUCAAAAGUGUUAUUUAUAGGAACAGUAGCAUUUAUUGACUUGUUAUACAAAGUCGAUAUUCUGGCCAGUAUUGUAAAUUACAAAUACAUGUACUAUAAAAACAGUACCAUUUACUUUUCUUACAUACAAAUAAAAACUGUUGAUAGCAAUACGUGACUCUAUCAAUGGUCUGCUUAUGCAUCUAAUAGAAUGAAUAACAAAACUCCACCAGAAUUUGUGGAGGUACACUCACUUCAAAGUUCUCUUGAAUUGCUUGAACAGCACCACCAAAUUGCUUGUAUGAAUCAAGCACUGUAUUUACUGUAUACAUUUAGUGGUAUGUUGAUGUCAAUAGAUGCAGCACAUUGCGUUUGUACAUAAGAUAUUUGUAAUAUAAUGUAAUAAAACCUGUUAUGUUAUUAUUACGUUGCAAUAAAAUAUGUACAGCUUG